UUUAUCCAAAGCCGGUGGUAUUCUGCGGUAUUCGAACGUACUUUUGUAAAAAUAUAAUAUUUUUUCGAGUUGUGAGAACACGAUAUUUUUAAGAUAAGUUGAUAUGGAGCUCACAGAUGACAAUUUGCUCACACUUACCGAAUAUCUAAAGCAUACACUUAGCCCGGACGUAAAUGUCAGACGACCAGCCGAAAAGUUUUUAGAAUCUGUUGAAAUUAAUCAAAACUAUCCACUACUUCUUCUACAUCUGGUAGACAAGUCUGAAAUCAAUAUAACUAUUAGAAUAGCCGGUGCAGUUGCUUUUAAAAAUUAUGUGAAACGUAAUUGGAAAGUGGAAGAAGAUUCAGUGGAUCGUAUACAUGCACAAGACAGGGAUGCUAUAAAAAAGCUGAUUGUUAACUUGAUGUUACAUUCACCUGACUCGAUUCAGAAACAGUUAUCCGAAGCUGUUUCCAUUAUUGGAAAGUAUGACUUUCCAAAUAAGUGGCCAGACCUUAUAGACCAAAUGGUUCAGAAAUUUAAUACAGGAGAUUUUCAUGUAAUUAAUGGUGUUUUACACACUGCUCACUCCUUGUUUAAAAGAUAUAGGUACGAGUUUAAAAGUCAAAGUCUGUGGACUGAAAUAAAAUUUGUAUUAGACCAAUUUGCUAAACCCUUAACAGAUUUGUUUGUUGCUACAAUGAAUUUAACAGAAGUUCAUGCCCACAAUGUAGAUGCGUUGAAAGUGGUGUACAGUUCAUUAGUAAUUUUAUCAAAAGUGUUCUACUCUCUUAAUUUUCAAGAUUUACCAGAAUUUUUCGAAGAUCAAAUGGCUGUUUGGAUGAAGAAUUUUCAUACGCUGUUAAACACCAAUGUUCCGUCGUUACAACCUGCGGAUGACGAAGAACCAGGAGUAAUUGAACAAUUAAAAUCACAAGUUUGUGAUAAUGUUGGCCUUUAUGCACAGAAGUAUGACGAAGAAUUUCAACCGUAUUUACCCGAAUUUGUAACGGCUAUAUGGAAUUUGCUUACGUCUACAGGACAGCAAACAAAAUAUGAUGCUUUAGUUUCGAAUGCCUUGCAGUUUUUAGCGACCGUGGCGGAUCGUACACAAUACAGACAUCUGUUCGAGGACCCAACUACUUUGAGUAGUAUUUGUGAAAAAGUUAUAAUACCUAAUAUGGAAUUUAGAGAAUCGGAUAACGAGCUAUUUGAAGAUAAUCCUGAAGAAUACAUCAGACGAGAUAUUGAAGGCAGUGAUGUGGACACAAGAAGGCGUGCGGCAUGCGACUUGGUUAAAGUACUUUCCACGUCUUUCGAAGCAAAAAUAAUGGAAAUAUUUGGCGCGUACAUACAGGUCAUGUUGCAAAAUUAUGCGGAUAAACCGGCUGAAAAUUGGCGAAGCAAAGAUGCUGCGAUUUAUUUAGUAACUAGCAGUGCGAGUAGAGCUCAAACGCAGAAACACGGUGUUACCCAAAGCAGUGAACUUGUUCCAUUGCCCCAAUUUGCGAUGCAACAAAUUGAACCUGAAUUGCUUAAACCAAAUGUAAACGAGUUCCCAGUACUUAAAGCGGAUGCAAUCAAAUUUAUAAUGACAUUCAGAUCAAUAUUACCGAGGGAAAUGGUCGUUGGUAGUUUACCACAAUUAAUCAGGCAUUUAAGUGCCACGAACAUCGUUGUUCACACGUAUGCUGCUUGUGCAAUUGAAAAAGUGCUCGCGUUGAAAGGACCUGAUAAUUUGCCUCUAGUUAAAGGAAAUGAUUUAUCGUCUUUGGCAGCAGAUUUAUUAAAAGGCCUAUUUGCGUGUUUAAAUAUGCCUGGCUCGGAAGAAAACGAAUACGUAAUGAAAGCUAUCAUGAGGUCUUUCGGCACCCUACAAGAGAUUGUUGUGCCAUUCUUGGCGGAUCUCUUGCCGAAACUUACGGAGAAGCUCGCUCUUGUAUCCAGAAAUCCGAGCCGUCCUAACUUCAAUCACUAUCUCUUUGAAAUCUUUGGAUUGUCGAUUAAGAUCGUUUGCAAAACGAAUCCGGUAGCGGUCUCAUCGUUCGAGGAGGCACUAUUCCCGAUUUUCCAAGGCAUUUUACAACAAGAUAUUUUAGAAUUUGUACCAUACGUUUUUCAAAUUCUCGCUCUGCUUUUGGAAUUGCGAACUACGCCGGACCUACCAGAACCAUAUUUGGCUUUGUUCCCUUGCCUUUUGUCGUCCGUGUUGUUUGAACGUCAAACCAACAUUCGUUCGUUGAACCGUUUAUUAAGGGCAUUCAUUAGCCACGGCGCGCAACAUAUCGUCGCACAAGAAAAGAUGAGCGGAUUAUUAGGUGUAUUUCAGAAGCUGAUUGCUUCAAGAGUGAACGAUCAAGAGGGCUUUUUGCUACUUCAAAGUAUUAUCGAACACUUUGCGCCGAACGUGUUGGAGCCAUAUAUGAAACAAAUUUUUGUACUAUUCUUCCAAAGGCUUUCAUCAUCAAAGACAACGAAAUUCGUGAAGGGUCUAAUUGUAUUCUUUGCCUACUAUAUCAUCAGAUAUGGUUCAAGUAAUUUAAUUACUAUCGUCGAUCAAAUACAACCUCAAAUGUUCGGUAUGGUCGUGGAACGUGUACUACUAGCGGAUUUGCAGAAGGUAUCGGGCGAUAUUGAACGAAAAGUAACAGCAGUCGCAAUUUCAAAUUUACUGAUCGACUGCCCAGCAAUGCUAGAAAAUCCGUAUAGUACGUAUUAUCCGCGGUUAUUAGCGGCAUUAGUGGAAUUCUUCGAACUGCCGCAAAACCAGAGCACCAUACCUGAAGAUGAUAUGAUCCCAGAAACCGAGACUGUGCCUGGAUACCAAGUAGGAUAUAAUCAACUUAUAUGUGCGAAGAACCCUGCAAAGGAUCCUUUAGAAGCUAUUGGCGAUGUGAGGUUGCACUUGGCACAAGGACUAGGAAGAUUAUCCCCGGGACAAUUACCUAACCUUCUUGGUCAGAUUCCGGAACCCAAUGCAAAUCACCUAAGAACCUAUCUUCAAACAGCUGGAAUUACUGUUGCAUAAUACGAGCUAGAUGUUCGAGAUAAACUUAAGAUUCAUCUAAUUGCUCGGAAAAUGAACAAUAUUGAACUGAAUAAACUAUAACAAAAGAGUCGAAGGGCUACUUUUUCAGCGAUACGCGCAUUACGAACGUUUACAUCGCCUGAUCGUCUGUACGUUGUAUCGCUUGCCUAUCGUAUAACACCGAAUAUCUCAAGAAAUAUUUAUUAUUUUUAUGCGAUACCUUAAGGAAUAGGAAUAAGAGAUACGGAGUCUGCGACUCCAAAGAGUAUAACAGCUGUUACGAUAGAGCAGAGAUCGUUCAAAUAAUCGAAUCGCUGCUCCGUGGUAUUUCCGAUGCCUCGUGUUAUGCGAAACAUUCCCGAAGAAUUAAAUCAAUUUCUCAUUUUGUACGAUAAUAAAAGGAACAAAGC
This is a messenger RNA of Dufourea novaeangliae, 3417 nucleotides long. RefSeq names its product exportin-2 (gene Cse1). The record is from RefSeq and is a predicted model, not a curated record. Bases 104 to 3007 code for a protein of 967 amino acids. The transcript has 15 exons. Gene Ontology annotation, molecular function: nuclear export signal receptor activity; small GTPase binding. Gene Ontology annotation, biological process: protein import into nucleus; protein export from nucleus. Gene Ontology annotation, cellular component: cytosol; nuclear envelope. NCBI's taxonomy places the organism in Eukaryota, Metazoa, Arthropoda, Insecta, Hymenoptera, Halictidae.